GCUGUGGUGGUGGCGGUGGUGUUGGUGUCGGUGGUGGUUGUGCGCAAAAUCUCCAGCGCCGGACGCACGGACGCAGCUUUGACGGCAACAAACGAGCGGAGGGAGCGCGACACUGCGGGAGGAGUACCGUCCAAGAGAAAAGAAGAAGAAGAAGAAGAAAAAGAAGCAGACAUGGAUCACUAAGGGACAUUUCUACAGCUCCUUUUAAUUUUUUCUACCUCUUUGGUUUAAUUUUUUAAUUCCUUCUUUCAAAGAAAAAGAAAAAAGCCUGUGAUGUUGCUUUUGCCCCGCGGGUGUUUUUAAUUCGACCUGCUCGAUGUCUCUCAUCAGUUCAUAACCGAAACAAAAUGAGGAUUUCUUCUCGACACUGGUUUCUGUUGAUAUUCUCCUCGGGCUUUUGGGGGCUGACGAUGGGAGCUUUCCCGAGCAGCGUUCAGAUCGGUGGUCUGUUCAUCAGAAACACUGAUCAGGAGUACACGGCCUUUCGUCUGGCAAUCUUCCUGCACAACACCAGCCCCAACGCCUCGGAGGCGCCGUUCAACCUGGUGCCUCACGUGGACAACAUCGAGACGGCCAACAGCUUCGCCGUCACCAACGCCUUUUGCUCGCAGUACUCCCGUGGUGUCUUCGCCAUCUUUGGCCUGUACGACAAGCGCUCGGUGCACACGUUGACGUCGUUCUGCAGCGCUCUGCACAUCUCCCUCAUCACGCCCAGCUUCCCCACCGAGGGCGAGAGCCAGUUCACACUGCAGCUGCGGCCGUCCAUCCGGGGAGCGCUGCUGUCCCUGCUGGACCACUACGACUGGAACAAGUUUGUCUUCCUCUACGACACCGACCGAGGUUACGCCAUCCUGCAGGCCAUCAUGGAGAAGGCGGGGCAGAACAACUGGCAGGUCAGCGCCAUCUGCGUGGAAAACUUCAACGACGCCAGUUACCGGCGACUGCUGGAGGACCUGGACCGGAGACAGGAGAAGAAGUUUGUGAUCGACCUGGAGGCCGAGAGACUGCAGAACAUGCUGGAGCAGAUUGUCAGCGUGGGGAAACACGUCAAAGGCUACCAUUACAUCAUGGCCAACCUGGGUUUCAAGGACAUCAACCUGGAGCGCUUCAUGCACGGCGGCGCCAACGUGACGGGCUUCCAGCUGGUGGACUUCAGCAACCCCAUGGUCAUCAAACUGAUGCAGCGCUGGAACAAGCUGGAUCAGAGGGAGUAUCCCGGCUCCGACGCUCCGCCCAAGUACACCUCAGCGCUCACAUAUGACGGCGUGAUGGUGAUGGCCGAGGCCUUCAGGAACCUGCGCAGGCAGAAGGUGGACAUUUCCAGACGGGGGAACGCGGGCGACUGUCUCGCCAACCCCGCCGCCCCGUGGAACCAGGGCAUCGACAUGGAGCGCACUCUCAAACAGGUCCGGCUGCAGGGAUUAACAGGUAAUGUCCAGUUUGACCACUAUGGCCGCAGGGUCAACUACAAUAUGGACGUGUUUGAGCUGAAGAGUAAUGGACCCAGACGGAUCGGCUACUGGACUGACACGGACAAACUGGUGCUGAUCCAGGAUUCUCCGCUGCUCCCUAAUGACACGUCCGGCAUGGAGAACCGAACCGUCGUCGUGACGACUAUCAUGGAGGGUCCGUAUGUGAUGCUCAAGAAGAACUGGGAGAUGUACGAGGGCAACGACCAGUUCGAGGGAUACUGCGUGGACUUGGCCUCGGAAAUCGCCAAACACAUCGGCAUCAAGUACAAGAUCUCCAUCGUGCCCGAUGGAAAGUACGGCGCCAGGGACCCGGAGACCAAGAUCUGGAACGGCAUGGUCGGGGAGCUGGUGUACGGGAAAGCGGAAAUCGCUGUGGCCCCUUUGACUAUCACGUUGGUCCGGGAGGAGGUGAUUGAUUUUUCCAAGCCCUUCAUGUCGCUGGGCAUUUCCAUCAUGAUCAAGAAGCCCCAGAAAUCCAAACCUGGGGUGUUCUCCUUCCUGGACCCGUUGGCCUACGAGAUCUGGAUGUGCAUCGUGUUCGCCUACAUCGGCGUGAGCGUGGUGCUCUUCCUGGUCAGCCGCUUCAGCCCGUACGAAUGGCACACCGAGGAGCCCGAAGAGGGCACUGACGGUCCGCCUAGUGACCAGCCUCCCAAUGAGUUUGGUAUCUUCAACUCCCUCUGGUUCUCCCUGGGCGCCUUCAUGCAGCAGGGCUGCGACAUCUCCCCCCGAUCUUUAUCAGGCAGAAUAGUGGGCGGAGUCUGGUGGUUCUUCACGCUCAUCAUCAUCUCGUCGUACACGGCGAACCUGGCUGCCUUCCUCACCGUGGAGAGGAUGGUGUCACCCAUCGAGAGCGCCGAGGAUCUGGCCAAACAGACCGACAUCGCCUACGGCACUCUGGACUCCGGCUCCACAAAAGAGUUCUUCAGGCGCUCAAAAAUCGCCGUCUACGAGAAGAUGUGGGGCUACAUGAAGUCGGCCGAGCCCACGGUCUUCACUAAGACCACGGCCGAGGGCGUUGCGCGCGUCCGCAAGUCCAAAGGGAAAUACGCCUUCCUCUUGGAGUCCACGAUGAACGAGUACACAGAGCAGCGGAAGCCCUGCGACACAAUGAAAGUGGGAGGCAACUUGGACUCCAAAGGCUACGGAGUCGCUACACCCAAGGGUUCACAGUUAAGAACGCCUGUAAACCUUGCCGUAUUGAAACUGAGUGAAGCAGGAGUCUUAGACAAACUGAAAAACAAAUGGUGGUACGAUAAAGGGGAGUGUGGACCCAAGGACUCGGGAAGUAAGGACAAGUCAUCGCAGGCCCUGAGCCUGAGCAACGUGGCGGGGGUCUUCUACAUCCUCGUCGGAGGCCUGGGCCUGGCCAUGCUGGUGGCCCUCAUCGAAUUCUGCUACAAGUCACGCAACGAGGCCAAGAGAAUGAAGCUCACAUUUACUGAAGCCAUGAGGAACAAGGCCCGUCUGUCUAUCACGGGCAGCGUUGGGGAGAACGGACGGGUGCUGACGCCCGACUGUCCCAAGGCCGUUCACGCCGGGCCUCCCCUCCGCCAGAGCUCAGGCCUCGCCCUGGUCUCCUCUGAGCUCCCGUGAAAACCAAAAACCUCUCAAGUGCCUUAAUUCCAAUAACAAUAGACAAAGAAAAAAAGAAACUCUUCGAUCGCAACAACCACAAACUACCCACAAAGGAACAGGAGUCACACACACAACAUCAGGUCACCUCCAGGGGGGCGAGACAGCACCGACAGAGGAGCAGAGAGGUCAGGACUUGCCGAGGCUUGACGACUUCUCCCUGAAGUCUGUGGAAACCAGAGGCAGACUGUUUUUAGUUUUACUAUUUUUUUGAAUCACGGGAAUCGACUUCAGCGACAGAGGAGGAAACAAAAUAAUAUCAUGAUUUAUGAUAAAGACGAAGACCAGAAAACUGUAAACUUGAAACUCAAACUGUGUUGUUUUUUUCCCUUUGGGAUCGCUGUGAAUUGGCAAAAGAAAAAACACUGAACCACAAUCAAGAUUGUUUUGAAACGGAACAGUAUUUGCUACACAAACAGCGUUCAAGAGACAACAAUCUUACUAGAUAUCAACAAGUGGCAGCACGGGCGAGAGCUGUUGCCCAGUGCUGUGAAGAUAUGAGGAAAAAUAUUUGUAUUCAUAAUUUAAAAGUAAAAAAAGAAAAAGAAUAAUCUAUGAAUAUAUGAGCAAAGAUAGAAAACUGUGAAAAUAAGUAAAUAUGUAUAUUCCAUGACAAACUAAAUAACUCUAGCUGUACAUAGGAGACAACUGUGUAACAUGCUUGCUUUUUAAACAGAUGUACAUAACAGAUACUGUAGUGAACUGUUUGUUUUUUUUGUAAAUCAUCUUCAAGGAUUUUAUGCAUCGCAAUAAUGAAAAAGAUGACGCCACUUGAAGGAGGAGACGUGUUAAAGAGAUAGUUCAGGGUUUGUUUUUUCAAAGCUACUUUGAGUGUUGACUUCUGACACAUAAGCUGCUAUUGGCCAUUUAACAAAUGGCUCAUCUUAUAAAAUCUAUGCCUGCUUAAGUCUGUGAUAUGUUCAGAAGUUGUUUUUCACUUUACCUCACUGUAAAGACGGAGUUUGUACCACUUUGUAAACCGCUUACUCCCUGCACCAAAGCCCAUAGAGAAAAUCUGUGAUUUUAAAUCACAGCACAUGGGAGCUGUUGGUCCACUGCUGCCUCCGUCAGUAAGUGCAAAUGUUUUAUUUUAUUACUUUGGUGUUUGAAAUCCGUUGUUCGGAUUUACUUUAGUGGCAUACUUUUAUCAAAUUUUGCAGCAGAAGACGAGCAGCUUGUGUUGCGAGCUAAAAUUGGUGCAGGACAGUGAGUGGUACACAAACUUCAGUUGGCAGCCCUAAAAUGAUAUCUAGUAGCAAGAUAAAGUACCAAACAUAUACUUUGGAUAUCAUAGACUUCAGCAGGCUUUGAUUUUAUAAUGUGAGCUUUUUGUUAAAGGUCCAGUGUGCAAGAAUUAGCAGGGUCCACGAGCAGAAAAAUAGAUAUAUUACCCAUAACUCUGUUUGUAUUACUCUAAUAUCACUUUAAAAUUAAAUACAAAAUGUUUGGUUUUUGUAGACCUUUGUGGGCCUCAAUUUGUGAAGGCCACCAUGUUUCUACAAAUUAUUCCAGAGAAAAACGGCAUACUUUUCAAAAAUGACUGGAGGAAAGCAUCAGUGAAUUACAAUCUGCAGUCUCGUCACCAGAUGGAUUAAAUGGAUUUAAUUGUGAGCCUUUUAGUUCAAUGGCUAAAAUCUGUUUUUGCUUUUGUCCACGCCAUGUUUUCAGUGAUGGUCGCACACAGUGUACAUUUCAGAAGGAAAAAACUAUCCCGAACUAUCCCUUUAAAUCUGGACUGUAUUUGUGUAGGAAACUUUCAGACUCUAAAUGUGAACAGGUAUCAACUGCCCAAAUACUUCUGAUACCUGGUGAAUACAAAUUAUUAUUAUUAAUAAUAAUAAUAAUAAUAAUAAUAAUAACAAUAAAAAAUAUAUUCAACAAUGAAUGUGAAAUCUAUAGCUCCACCCCCACUCCUUAAACCACACCCCUCACUGUGCAGACGUAGACCCAGAGCGCUCACCAGCUUUUUUUUUUGUCGAGAGAUUUUAAAGAGAAAAUGUCCGUCUCCUGGUUUUCAAAUGUUGAAGAUAUGAGGUUAUUUUAGGUCAGUGUGUGUGUGUGUGUGUGUGUGUGUGUAAGUGUGAGUGGGUGUGUGUCUGUGGAGACACGAGUCCAACCAUUACAUUGCUGGGAAUUUAAAAGAAAAAUUUGUGUGUUUUUCCCAUAAGACAUCAAAUCUGCAGCAGAAGAUGAUGAAGUCAGUGUUUGUUUGUGUGUCUGAACAAUGAUUUUAAAACCCUUUCUUUAUAUAUAAAAAAACACUGUGGACACAGACACACACACACACCCACACAGAGAAAUGUGACUCUCAUCUGAGUCUCAUCUGUUUUUGGACAAUUUGGACGGACAAUCUGCAGCAGGACACGAGACGCCACAUCGUUAGCAGCACACAAAAACAAAAACAGAGUGAUGCUGGUUAACACUUUCACUCACACACACACAACACACAUAGACAAACAGACAGAGUGACUGUAUGUGUGUAGAGCUGAAAAGUGUAACAUGGCAACUUAUUUUGGUUCAAUUGUACAACUUUAUUUUGAUCUUUUUUUUAAGUAAAAACUAAUUUCAAA
Messenger RNA from Solea senegalensis (Senegalese sole), 5677 nucleotides. RefSeq names its product glutamate receptor 4. Gene Ontology annotation, biological process: modulation of chemical synaptic transmission; synaptic transmission, glutamatergic; monoatomic ion transport. Bases 348 to 3068 code for a protein of 906 amino acids. NCBI's taxonomy places the organism in Eukaryota, Metazoa, Chordata, Actinopteri, Pleuronectiformes, Soleidae. Gene Ontology annotation, cellular component: dendritic spine; AMPA glutamate receptor complex; plasma membrane. The transcript has 16 exons. Gene Ontology annotation, molecular function: AMPA glutamate receptor activity; transmitter-gated monoatomic ion channel activity involved in regulation of postsynaptic membrane potential. The record is from RefSeq and is a predicted model, not a curated record.